Molecule: messenger RNA, 1469 nt
Organism: Abrus precatorius (Indian licorice)
Lineage: Eukaryota; Viridiplantae; Streptophyta; Magnoliopsida; Fabales; Fabaceae
Product: F-box/kelch-repeat protein At1g23390
Exons: 1
Coding region: 222-1316 (364 amino acids)
Biological process (GO): proteasome-mediated ubiquitin-dependent protein catabolic process
Cellular component (GO): nucleus; cytosol
Molecular function (GO): protein binding
Source: RefSeq, a predicted model, not a curated record
AUUAAUUUGAGAUGAGAAGUUGCAAUCAACUACCAAAUCACACACUGAUGCUAAUGAGGUGGCACUCAUUCAUUGGACAGUUGUGGGACCUAUUUUUUCAAAUCUCUUUUCCACCAUCUAUAUAAACUCCACAAAUCCUAGUUUUCCUCUCAUUGUACUCACUAACAAAAAAGAACACAAAAGCCACUGAAACACGCAGGUUCUGUUCGUAAACAUAUCCAAUGGCACCAGAAGAAGCACCCAUCCACGGGGACAUCUUAGAGGCCAUAUUAUCACACGUGCCACUCAUUCACUUGGUCCCCGCCUGUCACGUGUCAAAGGCCUGGAACCGUGCGGUGUUCUCCUCCAUAGCCCAUGUCAGACCCAUCAAGCCAUGGCUUAUAAUCCUCACUCAGAGCACCCGCGCCUCGCACGUGACAACCGCGCAUGCCUACGACCCCCGCUCCCACGCGUGGUUGGAGAUCAAGUACAACGCGCGUCACGCUUCUCCCGUUCGAUCAUCUCACUCCACGCUGCUCUACACGCUCUCCCCUGCCGGGUUCACUUUCUCCACCGACGCGCUUCACCUCGACUGGCACCACGCGCCCGCCCCUCGCGUGUGGCGCGUCGAUCCCAUCGUUGCGCGCGUGGGCAAGCGCGUGGUUGUUGCCGGCGGCGCGUGGGAGUUCGAGGACGACCCGAUGGCGGUGGAGAUGUACGACACGGAGAGCCGCGCUUGGGUGGUUUGUCAAUCCAUGCCGGCGCUGCUGAAAGGCUCGACGGCGUCGACGUGGUUGUCGGUAGCGGUCACCGGAAAAACGAUGCACGUGACGGAGAAACACUCCGGCGUGACGUACUCAUUCGACACUGUAACGGGAACAUGGAAGGGACCGUUCAAUCUGAGACCCGAUCAGAGUGUUAGUUACUGCGUCACUGGGACCCUAGGGGAGAGGUUGAUGGUGGCUGGGGUGGUGGGGGAAGCGGAUAACGUGAAAGGGGUGAAGUUGUGGGUUAUGAGAGGAGAAUUAGGUUCGGGGAUGGAGGAAGUGGAUGAGAUGCCGAAGGAGAUGGUGCAGAAGCUGAUGGGAGGUUCGGAAUUAGGUUCGGUAGAGGUGACUUGGAUUGGGAAUUUUGUGUACGUGAGGAAUACGUCGGAACCGGAGGUGGUGGUGGUGUGUGAGGUUGUGGAUGGGGUUCGUUGCGAUUGGAGGAGUGUGGAGAACGUCGUCGUUAACGACGGCACGAGGAUGGUGGUUUGUGGCGGCGAUGUGUGCAUGGAGGAUCUGCAGAGGGCGGUGGUGUCGGAGAAGCGGAAAUUUUGCAUGAAACAAGCGUGAACGGGUUCAAAGUUGAAAGUUGAAGUUUCAUUACCAUAUUAACCCUUGGAUUUUAAUUAAACGCUUUCUGCUAUUUUAAUAUAGCAGACAGAUUAUAUCUAUUUUUGUUGUAACUUUUUUGUUUAAUUAUUUAAAACGCAAAAAUGUUAGAAC